This is a messenger RNA of Fusarium tjaetaba, 1353 nucleotides long. RefSeq lists its product as uncharacterized. NCBI's taxonomy places the organism in Eukaryota, Fungi, Ascomycota, Sordariomycetes, Hypocreales, Nectriaceae. The record is from RefSeq and is a predicted model, not a curated record. The transcript has a single exon. Bases 1 to 1353 code for a protein of 450 amino acids.
AUGGCAAGGAACAGCUCGGACGGGGUAGAGAUUCUUGUCCACAUCACAGCACCAAGUCGAGCAACUGAUGAUGUUUCAUAUCGACAACUUGCCCAAGCUUAUCUAGCCUUUGAGCCUCACGGGCGCACGCAACUACCUGUGAUAGAAUCGCAGACAGCUGAGAAACAACAGCGUGUGCCAGAAGGAUAUCAAGGAGCGCCAUCGCCAAGUCAGACCAGGGUAACAACUUCGUUUGGACGAUCCUUUGAGAUCACAUCCCAGGAUCUAAGUUUCGAAGGAGCUAUAGACAAUCGAUCAUCACCAUGUCUACAGCGUGAGGCAUUGGCUCGGGGUGCGAUCCCCUCAUCAGGCCAUACUGGUUUCGGGUCAGUCAACUCCUGGUGUGCGCCUGCGAGUCAAAUCAGUGACUCGUAUCCCAUGCCCGAUGCUGCGCUCUUGGACGUUUCACCGUCACGUAUACUACAGAGCUACGUCCGAAGAACUCAGUCAUCGCAGGAACCAUAUUCGUCGCCAACGGCGCAUAAGAAGCGUCCUCCGGUACCAGAGUUUGGACACGGUGUUGAAAUUCCCUCCUCCCUACCACCUCACAGUCAAGAAGAAACUUGGCCUCCAGGGGCCUCUGAAAUCACAGAUAUCGUACCUACGACACCGCAAGCAGACAAAGCAGCAGUGGUUCCCAUACCCUCGGCGAAUACAGAGGUGAUAGCCUUCGAGCAUUUGGCCCCGAAUAUAACUCAUGUUUCUGGCAGUGUGGUUAGCAGCCACUCACCAGCUCUAUCCCCUCGUGCAGGGUCAGAACCCCCACUAUCAAAACGAUCCAAGAUUGGACACUUGGAGCAUGGUGAUCUCGUCAGAAGCUCUAGCGAUACAGGGCCAGCUCUAUCAACGAGAAACUCGCAGGGAGACCAAGUCAGCAAUAGCUUGGAAAUCCGGCCACCAUCGCCACCCGUGGGUGUUGACGACAUUGAUCCUGCAGAUCUGAUAUCUGAGAAGCUCGCGAAACUCGCCCGCGAUCUGUCGUCGAGAUAUCGUCCGACGACAAACCGCGAUAUCGAAGCGUUCGAACGAGGAUACUGGCUUAUCAACUGCAGGGGCUGGGACCCAGAUGUCCGCUUUGAUACUUGGGUUUUCCUCGCUAAUUAUCUCAAGAGUGGUUUGGCGGGUUGGGGAACCUGGUGCCGUAGAGACAAAACCCACGACUGGAUACGUCUGUAUUGCUGGGGCCAUGUCGCGAAGCAUACUUACUUACUUUUGUACCUAGCCAGUGGAAGACAGGUCAAGACAAGUGGUGCGAAGUGGUACGGAGCAGAUGGUGAAGUUGCUCUGGAAAUCCCGCCUUAUGAGAAGCAGUGA